AUCACUAUCAAUGAGUAGAAAGGUGUGUUCCGCUACGUUUUGUUGAACUCUGCCAACUGUCCAUCUAGCAUCUACAAGCAUUAUUUAUUCUACAUGUAAUAGUUUGCUUCAUAUCUACCAUACUUUUCCCCAGAAGUCAUUGAAUUGUCGGCCAAGGGUAAGAUCAUGUGUACAGGAUAGCCUUUUUAACAGGCUGAGUGGACAGUUAGGAUGUCGAAACACUUAAAACUCCAGACUGCUGCUGACAGCCAUGGCUGUAAGCAGGUUUAUUUGUAGGCGAACUGGCUGACAGACCUCAAUGAGCUACAUCCAUGCAUGUAAAAGGGAACUCGUGAAAUGCCUGUAUUAGUAUAUGAAGUAUAUUUUCGUUGGAGUUACAGUUCCUACAAAUUUAUUUCAAUCUGUACAAUUACUCGGCGUUGUAUCUCAAACAAAAGGCUUUGUUUUGACAUGUUUGUGAUGCCCUGCACUUCUCACUUACUUCUACUCCAUUGUGUUGUGAUAGGAGUGAGGUGAUCGAGCCAUGUUAAGUGCUACUAUCCAUCGUUGGGGGAAAUAUUCACAUGUAUCUAAAUAUCUGCGUUUAGUUUGUUACAUUCCAAUGAUAUUUCACUUUGGAUUCUAGUUCUUUUUUCAAUUUCUCAAGCGUGUUUAUUUUUCUUUGCAGGUCGUUCGUUAUAAUGCCAUUUGUUGACGUUAGUGAUGGGGAUAAAUUACGGAAACUAAUAGAAAACGAAAGAAAGUUGGUGUUAUGCUUAUCAGCACCUAAUACACCCCAGUGUGUCCAAGUUGAUGAAGCUCUGAAAACACUUAAUGAAGACUCAGUAAACGCAGAAAUUACAUUUGUAAAUGUGGAUGCGGAAGCCGUUUCUGAGGUUGCGAAACAGCUGAAAGUCAAUUCUGUUCCCACGGUUUUAUUUUUCCUGGUAGGUAAAGAAGUGAAUCGCGUUUGUGGCGUAAUUAUUCCUGAUAUUACAAAAUCUGUAAUCAAUUUAAGAUCAAUGUCAGUUAAUGGUUCCUCCAAUGACCUGUCAUCUCGCCUUCAAUCCUUGAUUAACAAAGCACCUGUUAUGCUUUUUAUGAAAGGCAAUCCUGAUCAACCUCGAUGUGGCUUCAGUCGUCAAAUUAUCGAGAUUUUGCGUUCAAACAAUGCAAAAUUUGAAACAUUUGACAUCUUACUAGAUGAACAAGUUCGACAAGGUUUAAAAGCCUACUCAAACUGGCCAACAUAUCCCCAAUUGUAUGUGAAAGGUGAAUUGGUUGGUGGAUUAGAUAUCGUACGAGAGUUAGCUGAAUCUGGAGAAUUAGCGUCGAUGCUUAAAGAUCUGUGAAUUUGUCAUGUAAAAAAGAAGCAACUCGUAUCCCUAAUAAUAAUAAUUGUAUUUCUUCUAUUUAACUUCAAUAUACUUAUAUUGAUUUUGUGAA
This is a messenger RNA of Trichobilharzia szidati, 1425 nucleotides long. The record is from the annotation of a GenBank genome assembly. Lineage: Eukaryota; Metazoa; Platyhelminthes; Trematoda; Strigeidida; Schistosomatidae.